Messenger RNA from Lottia gigantea (owl limpet), 576 nucleotides. RefSeq lists its product as hypothetical. The annotation marks the transcript as partial. The record is from RefSeq and is a predicted model, not a curated record. Gene Ontology annotation, molecular function: oxidoreductase activity; iron ion binding. The transcript has 5 exons. Lineage: Eukaryota; Metazoa; Mollusca; Gastropoda; Lottiidae.
GCAGCAAUAGAAUGUUCUAAGAUAUUAAAUGAAAGGAUGGAACCAAUGAGAAUAAAGAAACCAGAGCUGGAUUGGAGGAAACUCGUAUCACAAUGUAAUAUGAAUUCUAUUGAACUCACAGCAAAACACACGUAUGUAUAUGUUAUAAAAUACACGUAUUAUGGUUCGAAAGACGAAGAUAAAGAGUUUAAGUACUCGACCUAUGCCGUCGGUGUCACAGAAGUAGAAGUGGAUUUGUUAACGGGAGAAAAUCAAAUUACAAGAGUAGAUAUGAUGGUGGACUGUGGCGAUAGUUUAAACCCAUUGAUAGACAUAGGUCAAAUUGAAGGAGCGUAUGUGAUGGGAUUAGGGGCUGUUUUACUAGAAGAUAUCGUGUAUGAUCCAGAAUCUGGGAAAGUAUUGAAUAAUGGAACAUGGGAUUACAAUCCACCUACAAGUAAAGAUAUACCUAUUGAUUGGAGAAUACAUCUCUUACCAGAUUCACCUAAUCCAGAUGGUAUAAAAGGUUCUAAAGCUGUUGGAGAGCCACCAAUACUGCUAUCAACAGGAGCAUUAUUUGCUAUCAAACAGGCAAUA